AUGGGCCAAGAAUGCGAGAAGGUCCAUGUGCCAAGAAGCCGAGGCACGAAUCCCUUGAGCCUGAGUGCCACAGCCAAUUGGCAAUGCGUGCCCAACACACGCUUCGAGCGCACCAUGCAUGUACUGCAUGACCCUCCCUCCAGCCGCUCCUGCGUCGUCUCGCACAACCCGGAUGGGCUCUUCAUGGAUUCGCAAUCUCACUACACCAAGGUGGGAUCGAAACACCUGUGUGAUCCUCGACCCGAUCAUCCACAUGCGCUUGCCAGGACCAUCAGUGUGCCGUCGAUGCAUCCCUACAACGAGCGUCGGGCAUUGCUGCGGGAUCCGACCCCUUGGCAUUUCAACGAGAAUUUUACGACCAGCAACGACAGCUAUGGCCUUUUCUACAGUAGUCACUUGAUCCAGGAGCCAACAGUUUCUUGGUAG
Molecule: messenger RNA, 426 nt
Organism: Durusdinium trenchii
Lineage: Eukaryota; Dinophyceae; Suessiales; Symbiodiniaceae
Source: the annotation of a GenBank genome assembly